AUGAGUUCACCCUCAGCGUCAUUCGUGUACCGCUCCCGUCGCCGGUCAAAGGGAUCUCGUCCGACGUCGCAAGUCUCCGUCAUAUUCGACGACAGUACGAACAACAGCUCGAACACUGCGACUUCGUCGCCGAGACACUCCAAGGACAGCAAUCACACGCUGGCCUCGGUCUCCGAUAUCGACCGCGAGCUGGGCUCGCAGGAACAGCUGUCGGAGAAGACCCAGGGCAACCUUCGCAAGAGCCCGAGUGCGAACUCACUGGCGUCUUCGCUUGCUUCUCAGCGAGCAAACCGAUCGACGCUCCCCGACGUCCCGGAGGAGACGGCACACACCGACACGCCAGUCUCUGUCACGACAGACGUCACGUCUCCCGCUGAGACCGGUGCGCGGGCCGCUCCUCACAGCAUUGUACCUUCCUCGAACUCUUCCGCGAUCCCGACUGUGCAAGCAUCGCACUCGCCUACAUACCAUAGGGUCGGCACUUUCCGCAAGCGCGCCCGCUCGACGCGGCCGCCUACGGCUUCCACCUACACGCAUACCUCUAUCCACUCCAUUAUCGACUCCCCGCCAUCCAAGCAGUCGGAGCAAGCCCAGUCUGGUUGGCGCCAAUUCGCAGCGCAGAACAUGGCAUCGCGGUAUGCAAGGCCGCACGUUGCAUCGCACCCGGAGCAGAGAAGCCUCGACUCCUCGCACAUCUACAUCUCGCCGCCCAGCAGGCUGCGCGAGGCUUCGACCCUGGCUAGGAAGCGCACCCGCGAACGACCGAACCACCUCCGCAAGGUCAGACGUGUCGAGGGCUAUGACUGGAUUCGGCCCGAAGACCUGGACGGCUUCGAGAGUGCAGAAGGCUUCUCAACCAAGUCAACUCAGUCCCUCGAAGUGUCCCCAUCGCAAUCGCAUGCCCCAAUGACGACUACAUUGUGCGUAUGA
Messenger RNA from Trichosporon asahii var. asahii CBS 2479, 930 nucleotides. RefSeq lists its product as uncharacterized. The transcript has a single exon. The record is from RefSeq and is a predicted model, not a curated record. NCBI's taxonomy places the organism in Eukaryota, Fungi, Basidiomycota, Tremellomycetes, Trichosporonales, Trichosporonaceae. Bases 1 to 930 code for a protein of 309 amino acids.